GUUUUUAUUAUUUAAAUAUUAUAAGUAGCAUUAAAAUGAUGCUAUUUCUGAAUUAAUUUUAAAAAUGAAAAUUUGUUAAGCUUUAUUAUGGUUUAAUCAUUAUUAAUCUCAGACUAUUUAAUUUCAUCACUAUAAGUCGUUAAAAUGCCAGAUUCCCGUCUUUUGCAACCAAUUAUUGUUUGUGUUAUUUGUCUUAUGCUGGGUUCGAUGGCACUAUUAUACAGACACAAUAAAAUUAACAACCAACACGUGCACUUGCAUAAAAGGCAAGCAGUAAAAAGAAUUCUCAUGGGAGGAAUGGUUACACAAAAUGUACACACAAAAGACGAGAUCUUCCAAAGAGCAGCUGUAGCUACAGACAAUACAGAGUGUAGCUUGGUCGGGAAAAAAAUAUUAGUUAAAGGUGGCUCUGCUGUAGACGCAGCUAUUGCAGCAUUACUUUGUUUAGGAGUUAUUAACAGCCAUAGUACUGGAAUAGGUGGAGGAGGGUUUAUGAUGGUAUACAUAAGAGAAUUAAAGAAAGCAACAGUAAUUGACUUUAGAGAAACUGCCCCAAGUAAAGCUCAUGAAAAUCUUUUUGGUGGUGACGCUAACAAUGGAAUUAGAGGUGGAUUAGCAGUUGCCGUACCGGGUGAGCUUCGGGGUAUGCAGCUAGCUCACGAAAAAUUUGGAAAACUGCCUUGGAAAGAUCUUUUUGAACCAGCAAUCAAACUCGCAAAAGAAGGUUUUCAUAUAACUGAUUCUCUACAAAUUGCAUUAAAUAAAUGGAAAAAAGAUGUAUUUGACGAACCUUGCCUAAGAAAGUUGUUCGUCCGCAAAGGAAAACUUCUUUCAAAAGGUGAUCGGGUUAAAAAUGUAGCUUUAGCUAAAACAUUAGAGAAAAUUGCUGCACAUGGAAAUGCUGAUGUGUUUUACAAAGGAAAACUUGCAAAACAAUUUGUAAAAGAUGUAAAAAAGAAGGGUGGUAUAAUAACCGAGAAAGAUUUACAUGGAUACACACCAAUUAUUCGAACGCCAUUACAGAGCACUCUCGGCAAUUUCAGUUUACUUACUGCUCCUCCUCCCGCAAGUGGACCAAUACUAGCUUUAAUAUUAAAUAUACUUAAAGGUUACAAUAUGACCGAAGAGUUUGAAAAACAACAACCUGAAAUCGUUUACCAUAGAAUGAUAGAGGCUUUUAAAUUUGCAUAUGCAAGGAGAACUGAGUUAGCCGAUCCUGAUGUUGAAAAAAGUACAAUGAAAAUUGUUCAUAACUUACUAGACGAAAGUCUUGCUAAAAAAAUACGUAACCAAAUAAACGACAGUCGUACGUAUAAUAUUUCUCACUACGGUGGAAAGUAUUUUCAGAAAGUUACAACUGGAACAACUCAUUUGGUUGUGGUCGGACCAAACGGAGACGCCGUUACUGUAAUGAGUACAGUUAACGGAUAUCUUGGAGCAAAGUUUCGUUCGUGCAAACUUGGUUUUAUUUACAAUAACGAAAUGGACGACUUUAGUACUCCUGGAAUAUCAAACGAGUUUGGGUUACCCCCAUCAGAAGAAAACUUUAUAAAACCAGACAAACGUCCAAUGUCAAGUUCAGUCCCUGUAAUCUUAUUGGAUAGUCAUAAGAAUGUUAGAUUAGUAACAGGAGGAUCCGGAGGAUCAAUAAUAACAACUGCAGUUGCUCAAGUUAUUAUGAAUCACCUCUGGUUUGGAAUGAGCAUGAGAGAUGCAGUUCAGCAACCAAGGGUUCACUCCCAACUUGUACCAAGUGUUGUGUACGUAGAACCAAGAAUGCCAGAAAAAGUAUUAGAGGAAUUAAAGAAGAGAGGACAUAACGUACGCGUAACUGAUGAAAGUCAUGCAGUUGUUCAAGCCAUUGCACGAGUAGACAGUCAAUGGAAAUCUAUUUGUAAAAAAGGAAAUAUUGAAAAUACAUUAUUAGGUAAAAUUUGUUUGCAAAAUAAUCAAGAUCAAGAAGCAUUGUUUGCCGAAUCUGACUUUCGUAAAGGUGGAACUCCAGCUGGUUUUUGAACUACGAUAAAGGAUUAAAUAGAAAUAUAGAAAAACCAGAUUAAAAACGGAAUUCUUAUAAGUUAUAGGACCGCAAGUAAUGUGACGUUGUAGGAAUGUGUGUGGUACAAUGAAUGCGACGUUGUAUGAAUGUGGAAUUUGAGUGACAGCAAAAAAAAAAAUUAAAUGAACUAUGUAAAUAAAUAAAAAUUUAAAACUAUAAA
Hydra vulgaris (swiftwater hydra) is the source of this 2219-nucleotide messenger RNA. RefSeq names its product glutathione hydrolase 1 proenzyme. Gene Ontology annotation, molecular function: glutathione gamma-glutamate hydrolase. Gene Ontology annotation, biological process: glutathione catabolic process. Gene Ontology annotation, cellular component: plasma membrane. The record is from RefSeq and is a predicted model, not a curated record. Lineage: Eukaryota; Metazoa; Cnidaria; Hydrozoa; Anthoathecata; Hydridae.